AUGAAGUCCACCACAUCAGUAGCAGCCCUCCUGACAGCGUUCUUCGCUUCAGCAGCGGCCUUCCCUACCUACACCAUCAAGAGGCAGUCCAACGGCACCGCGGUCGGCCCAAUCGGCUUCGGCGCCGGAACGACGGGCGGCGGCUCAGCAGCGGCUGUCACGGUCUCAUCCUGCGCUGACCUCGAGGCCGCCAUCGCCGGCGAAGAGGCAAAGGUCGUGCAGAUCGACGGUGUGGUCGCGGACUGCGGUACCCUGGAGGUCGGCAGCAACACCUCGCUGCUUGGUGUCGGGGCCGAGUCCGGAGCCAGCGGCACAGGCUUCCGGAUCAAGGACAGCACCAACAUCAUCAUCCAGAACCUGAAGAUCGGGCCACCUCCUGCUAAGGCUGAUGCCAUCGACGUUGAGUCGAGCACCCAGAUCUGGGUUGACCACUGCGAGCUUUUCUCCGUCGGCCUGACUGGCGGCAAGGACGACUUCGAUGGACUUUUCGACGCGAAGCGCGGAUCCGACAACUUGGAGGUGUCGUACACCAAGUUCUACGAUCAUUUCAAGGGGAGCUUGAUCGGACACUCCGACAGCAACGCAGACCAGGACACCGGCAAGCUGCGCAUCACCUACCACCACAACAGCUUCGUCAACGUCGGCUCCCGCCUGCCCUCCCUGCGCUUCGGCACCGGCCACAUCUUCAACUCGGUCUUCCAGGACUGCCCCACCUCGGGCAUCAACAGCCGCAUGGGCGCGCAGGUGCUCGCGGAGAACAACGUCUUCGACAACGUCGACCGCGCCAUCGUCACCAACCUCGACAGCGACGAGCCGGGCUUCGCCUGUGACAAGGGCAACGUCCUGAGCGGGACCAGCACCGUUGAGAUCACGCAGGAGUGCAGCUUCGCGCCUGAGUACGACUACACCCUUGAUGGGACUGAUGGGCUGAUUGCUGCUAUUGAGGCUAGCGCUGGUACCGGCAAGAUUUGA
Messenger RNA from Diaporthe citri, 972 nucleotides. RefSeq lists its product as uncharacterized. Gene Ontology annotation, molecular function: pectate lyase activity. The transcript has 3 exons. Bases 1 to 972 code for a protein of 323 amino acids. NCBI's taxonomy places the organism in Eukaryota, Fungi, Ascomycota, Sordariomycetes, Diaporthales, Diaporthaceae. The record is from RefSeq and is a predicted model, not a curated record.